Cuscuta epithymum is the source of this 1813-nucleotide messenger RNA. NCBI's taxonomy places the organism in Eukaryota, Viridiplantae, Streptophyta, Magnoliopsida, Solanales, Convolvulaceae. The record is from the annotation of a GenBank genome assembly.
AUCCUUUACCCAUUCCAAUCCCCCACAAAGUUGGAGGCUGGAACCCUAAACCAAAUCUUCGUACUUACGAAGAAACCUUCCAAAUGUGAUUGAUCAUAAUCACUCUCUCUUCCCCCAAAUCGCUCGCAUUCACUCAAUCCCAGCAUCUCCUGAAUCCUAAACCAGCGUGGACAUCUAUCAGUUUCACCUCAGCCGUUCAAGGUUAUCUCUAUUACCAUAAUCCGUCCGCUGACUUCCUAUCAGGACCCGGCUCCGUAUCGUAAUUUUCCCUAUGGCCACCGCCACCGAUGCAACUGCCAAAUUUCAGCAGCCGGACCUCAUACCGAUCCCGCAACCGCCGGAUUAUCACCCGGAGAUCCUCGUUUUGCCUGCUCACGACGGCCUCCACUCCUGGCAGUUCAUGGUCGCGGGGUCAGUCGCCGGCAUGGUGGAGCAUAUGGCCAUGUUCCCAAUCGAUACGGUCAAGACCCGUAUGCAAGCCUUAGUGUGUUGCCCAAUCAAAUCCGUCGGCGUCCGCCAGGCCCUUCAGUCCAUCCUGAAAUCCGACGGCGUUCGUGGGCUUUACCGCGGAAUAGGAGCUAUGGGUCUGGGUGCCGGGCCAGCACACGCGGUCUACUUCUCCGUCUACGAGUUAUGUAAAGAGUCAUUUUCCCGUGGAAAUCCAAAUAACCCCGCCGCCCAUGCCGCAUCCGGCGUGUGCGCUACGGUUGCCAGCGACGCAGUCUUCACGCCGAUGGAUAUGGUGAAACAGAGGCUCCAACUGAGCAGCAGCCAGUACAAGGGGGUGAUGGAUUGCGUGAGGGUGGUUUUGAGAGAGGAAGGGGUUCGUGCUUUUUAUGCUUCCUACAAGACAACUGUGUUGAUGAAUGCCCCAUUCACAGCUGUGCAUUUUGCUACUUAUGAGGCGGCAAAGAGAGGUUUGUUAGAAGUUUCGCCUGAGAUUGCAAGUGAUGAACGGUUAGUAGCACAUGCUACUGCAGGGGCGGCUGCUGGGGUUUCAGCUGCCUUGUUUACAACGCCACUUGAUGUGGUUAAAACUCAGUUGCAGUGUCAGGUCACACAUUCAGGUUAUCAUGGAAUUUUGGUUGCAGUGUGAAUGGUCUGAAGUUGAAAGUUGUUUACUUAUGAUAGCUAUGAAUAUUAUGAUUGCCGUAAUGUAUAUAGGGUGUAUGUGGAUGUGACAGAUUUAAAAACAGUUCAAUUAGUGAUGUGCUCAAAACCAUCGUAAAGAAAGAUGGGUAUAGUGGACUGAUGAGGGGUUGGAUGCCAAGGAUACUCUUCCAUGCUCCAGCAGCUGCAAUAUGUUGGUCCACAUAUGAAGCUUCUAAAUCAUUCUUUCAAGAUUUGAACACUACCACUAACCGCAGAAAUGCUACCUGAGAAUCCCCCCGAAGAGCAGUCAUUGGCUGUUUGUGUCAUUUACACCUCGGGUGUUUGUCCCAGCCAUUGUGGGGCCACUAGGAUGACGGGAGAUGAGAUUAGGGUAUCCAACCUGUGGCAAAUGUCAUGUAGUGAUGUAGAGGAAGUGUAUUUGUAAGAGUUACAAUAAGUUUAUCUCAAAAGUCAGUAAUAGAUGAAAUUUUGUGGAGCUAGAUGUGAAUCUGCCCCUGACUCCCAGGAGUAUGUUACACGGCAACAGACCAUCUGGGCCUUUUUCUUUUGGCAUUUGUAAUUUGUAAACGCACACCCGGAUAGAGUAGGUGGGAGUCUGGCUGUCUUGGGCUUUUCAUUGGCUACCAGUUCUGUUUAUUUACGAGAGAAAUAUUAUAUUUUAUUUAUCCCUUACAAUAACAAUACUCUUAUUUCAUCAUCA